Molecule: messenger RNA, 20978 nt
Organism: Mugil cephalus (flathead mullet)
Lineage: Eukaryota; Metazoa; Chordata; Actinopteri; Mugiliformes; Mugilidae
Gene: obscnb
Product: obscurin, cytoskeletal calmodulin and titin-interacting RhoGEF b
Exons: 82
Molecular function (GO): guanyl-nucleotide exchange factor activity; protein binding
Source: RefSeq, a predicted model, not a curated record
AGAAAAAAGAUAAGUCUAAAUCCACCGCCCACCGCAGGAGACCGGGGGAUGUUCCACCACCCUGGAUUAUUAACAACCAUUUCAAGGAUAUUUGAGCACAAGCAAGACUUCAAUUAUUAAAUUUUAUGUAUUUUAUUUACUGUUAUCAUCAUUAUUUUUUGGUUUUCUUCUUCGUUUAAUGGGACUUGUAAACUCUGAUACUGGACACGACCGUGACCCGGACAUCUUGACUCCCAUGAUCCAGCGGCCUGAGUUUUACCUGCGUGGCUGACGACUCAAGGAACAAACGAUGGAUAAGAACCUGUUUGGAGGAGUCCCCAGGUUUCUCACCCGGCCAAAGGCGGUCUUAGUGUGUGCGGGCAAGGAUGCCACGCUGAGCUGCACUAUUGUGGGCAACCCAACCCCACUGGUCACCUGGGAAAAAGAAAAGCUGAAGCUGACCUCCGGAGGCCGCUUCAAAACCGUGGAAGAUGGGGACAUUUACCGCCUGACUAUCUACGACUUAACUCUGGAUGACAGCGGGCAGUACAUGUGCCGAGCCAAGAACAGCGUCGGGGAAGCUUACGCCGCGGUGACCCUUAAAGUGGCCCUGCCAACGGAGAUGGCCCCGAGGGCCCCUGUUUUCACGGUGAAGCCUACCUCAACGCGCGUGGGUCUGGGAGGCGACGUUGUUUUCCUCUGCCGCGUCGCAGCCCACCCCGAGGCCAACUUCGACUGGGAGAAGGACGGGCGAUACCUGGGGGAGACGAACCGCAUCAAGAUCGUUUCGGACAGCGACAGCAGCACCUUGAAGAUCCAGAGCGUUCGGAACCUGGACAGCGGCACCUACACCUGCAGGGCCCAGAACUCUGUCGGCCGAGCUCACGCCGCGGCAGCCCUCGCCGUGGACGCUCAGGAUUCUCGCCAUCUGGCUGCGGACAAGAGCACCUCUCUCCUCUCUCACCUUCAGAAGCGCAAAGAGGAGAUGAAGAAGGACAUCUCCAUCUAUCGCGCUGAAGAAACCAAUUCCUCGCUUUCCACCUCCUCCUCCUCCAACAUCACGGAUGCCCUGGGCUCCCUGGGUCUGGAGAUGAGGGCCUCCGCGCUGGCGAAGCUUCCCAAAGGCGUGUUCACCCGUACCUGCACGGUGACUGAAGGCAAGCACGCCAAGCUCAGCUGCUUCGUGACGGGCCAUCCCAAACCCCACACCAUCUGGAGGAAGGAUGGCACGAACAUCAGCGAAGGUCGCAGGCAUGUCAUUUACGAGGACCAAGCUGAGAACUUCAUCCUCAAGAUCCUGUAUUGCAAGCAGAGUGAUAAUGGUCUCUACACCUGCAAUGCAACCAAUAUGGCUGGGCAGACCUACAGUGCUGUGUUGGUAACAGUCAAAGAGCCUAAGGUGCCGUUCAGGAGGAAGCUGCAGGAUGUGGAGGUACAAGAGAAAACCUCAGCCUUGCUCCUGUGUGAGGUGCCUCUCAGUGUCACCCAGGCCAACUGGUUCAUGGAGGAAACGCGCCUGGAGCAAAGCACAAAGUAUCGCAUGGAGGAGGAAGGCACCCUGCGUCGUCUCACCAUACACAACGUCACUACCAAUGAUGACGGUGUUUACAUCUGCGAGAUGAAAGAGGGCAGCCGCACUGUGGCUGAGCUCACUGUCCUGGGUAACAUCACUAAGAAACUUCCUCGGAGGACAAUAGUUCCCGUCAGUGACACUGUUAUCUUCUGUGUGGAGCUGGAGCAUCCUUGUCCAGAUGCCUACUGGACUCGCAAUGGCGAGAAAUUGAAAGAAGAUUCCCGUAUUUCCAUCGCCUGCGUGCUCAGACAGUACACACUCACUAUUAGAGAUUGCCAGGCCGACGACUCGGGAGAAGUGGCCUUUGUGGCUGGAGACUGCAAAACCUCCACACGGUUCUCUGUUACCGCUGCACGGAAGCAUCCUCCAGACCCCCCCGUUGAUGCUGUGGUGCAGAACAAGACCGACUCAUCCAUCACCAUCCAGUGGUCUCCUCCUGACAGUGAUCGUCCCGUGCCUAUCAAGGGCUACAUCGUGGAGAGGAGGAAGGUUGGCGCUCAGACGUGGCAAAGGUGCAACGCUGGGGAAACCAUUGUGUCAACGGAGGUCACCAUCAGCAGCUUCACUGAAGAAGCUAGCUACCAAUUCCGUAUCUCUGCCAUGAAUGACUUUGGCCAGAGCCCAUACCUGGAGGUACCUGGAAGCUUCUACCUUGAGCCCUCUGCAGAAGUCAGGACCGGUCUGAUGAACAGCACUGCUUACUCUGGGGAGGAGUUCUCUGUCUCGGUGGAGCUGUCUGCUGUUUGCUCAGGCUUCUGGUCUUUAAAUGGCCGCCUCCUGCGCAGCGGGGGUGACUAUCUCAUCACCAGGUCGAAGAACACACACACGCUGCUCAUCCGUGUGGUAACCAUGGAAAUGAAUGGAAGUGAAAUCAAGUUUGUGGGUGGAGGCUCACAGAGCAGUUGCAUCCUGUCUGUGAAAGCCCCUGCUGUUAGGUUCACCAACAAGUCAGAUCAACCACAUGUCGUGACUUGCAGUGCCCAAGCUACUGCUCAGCUGACUGCUGAAGUGUCAGAUGACAUUACACAGGUGGUUUGGAUGAAGAAUGGACGGGAAUUAAAAAUUGGCAAGAAGUAUGAAUAUGUGAUGAAUGACCGCAAGAGGAGCCUGAUGAUACACAAUGUCACAGAGGAAGAUGUGGGGAUUUAUGAGUGUGUCUUAGCUGACGACAAGAUGUCUGUGCAACUCACUCUUAAAGAUGAACCUGCGAAGUUCCUAAACAAAGCCAGAGGUCCCAUGGGAAUGUCAUCGUCCCUUAAAGGAAAUCUCGAGCUGACCUGCGAGGUCUCUCCUGCCACUGCUGUUGUCGUAUGGAAAAAAGAUCAGGUGGAGAUCACUGAGGACCAAAGAACGACCAUUAUCGCUAAAGGGACUCAAAGGAAGCUCAUCAUCAAGAAUGCCAAGAAAAUUGAUGAAGGACAUUACUCAUGUGAGACAGCAGCUGACAAAGUCACAUUCCAAGUCAAGAUAAAAGAAGCACAAACCGUAUCUGCCUUCUCCAACAAGGAGUCAGUCCAGAAGGAGGUUCAAGCUACUCUCUCCCAAAAAGCAACUCUUAGCUGCAGCGUGUCUGAUAGCAAGACGGAGGUGAAAUGGUACAAAGACAGCAAACAGUUGGUAUCCAGCAAGACAGUGUAUUCAGAAGUAAAAGGCAACACUCGACAGCUGGUGAUUGAAAAGGUGGAGAAGGGUGAUGCUGGAGAAUACACCUGUGAAGCUGGAGGGGAUAAGCUGGUCUUCAAGAUAUCUGUGUCAGAGGCCCAGUCCGCCUUCUCUAAACAGGAGUCUGUCCAAAAGGAAGUGAAAGCCACUCUCUCCCAGAAAGCCACCCUGAGCUGUGAGGUAGCUGACGCUAAGACAGAGGUGAAGUGGUACAAAGAUGGCAAGCUGCUGACUUCCAGCAAGACAAUCCAUACUGAAUCAUCAGGCAAGAGUCGCCAGCUGGUGAUUGACAACAUAGAGAAGAAGGAUGCGGGAGAGUACGUCUGUGAGGCUGGGACUGAGAAGCUGGCUUUUAAGAUGCAAGUGACAGAAGCAGCUAAGUCGGCUUUCCUCAACAAAGAGUCCGUCCAGAAGGAGGUGAAAGCCACUGUAUCUCAGAAGACCACUCUGAGCUGUGAGGUUUCAGAUUCCAAGACUGAGGUGAAGUGGUACAAAGAUAGCAAGCUGCUGACGUCCAGCAAGACAGUCCACACUGAAUCAAAAGGCAGGAGUCGCCAGCUGGUGAUUGACAACGUGGAGAAGAAGGAUGCUGGAGAGUACACAUGUGAGGCUGGAACUGAGAAGCUCGUCUUCAAACUUCAGGUGCCAGACACACAGGUCCAGUCCGCCUUCUCCAACAAGGAGUCUGUCCAGAAGGAGGUGAAAGCCAUUCUCUCCCAGAAAGCCACCCUGAGCUGUGAGGUAGCUGACACCAAGACAGAGGUGAAGUGGUACAAGGAUGGCAAGCUGCUGACUUCCAGCAAGACAAUUCGUGCAGAGUCGAAAGGCAAGAGUCGCCAGCUGGUGAUAGAAAGCGUGGAGAAGAAGGAUGCUGGAGAGUACAUCUGUGAGUCUGGGACUGAGAAGCUGGUCUUUAAGAUACGUGUGGAAGAGAUCCAACUCAAGUCCGCCUUCUCCAACAAGGAGUCUGUCCAAAAGGAGGUGAAAGCCACUCUCUCCCAGAAAGCCACCCUGAGCUGUGAGGUAGCUGACACGAAGACAGAGGUGAAGUGGUACAAGGAUGGCAAGCUGCUGACUUCCAGCAAGACAAUUCGUGCAGAGUCGAAAGGCAAGAGUCGCCAGCUGGUGAUAGAAAGCGUGGAGAAGAAGGAUGCUGGAGAGUACAUCUGUGAGUCUGGGACUGAGAAGCUGGCCUUUAAGAUACAGGUGGCAGAAGCCCCAGCUGGCUUCUCCAACAAGGAGUCUGUCCAGAAGGAGGUGAAAGCCUCUCUCUCCCAGAAAGCCACUCUGAGUUGCGAGGUUUCAGAUUUAAAGACAGAGAUAAAGUGGUACAAGGACGGCAAAUUGCUGACUUCCAGCAAAGCAGUUCACAUGGAGUCAAAGGGCAAGACUCGUGAGCUGGUCAUAGAAAAAAUGGAGCAAAAGGAUGCUGGGGAGUAUACUUGUGAGGCUGGAACCGAGAAGCUGGUGUUUAAGCUGCAGCUAAAAGAUGCGGCUGCCAAGUUCCAGAAGAAAUCUGUCAAGGACACAUGCGUUGUUCAAACAAGUGAAAGCAUUAUUUUAACCACUGAGCUGACCACAGAGAGCGGUAGCGUGAAGUGGUUUCGAGAUGGUGUGGAGCUCAAGGAGAGCAGCAAGUAUGAAAUGAAAAAGGAUGGCUUUUCUCGUACCCUGAUAGUAAAAUCCACAGAAACCAAAGACAGUGGAUCAUACUCCUGUCAAACUGCUGAUGACAAACUGGAGUUCAAAGUUCAGGUUAAAGAUUCAGCCUUGAAGUUUGUUGUCCCUUUGAAACCGGCGACAGUGGAGUUGGGAGGUACACUUAGUCUGGUUUGUGAACUAAAUCAAGCCUCAGGGGAUGUUUCCUGGCACCGUGACGGCCGUGAGAUUAAACCUGGAGGCAGGUACAGCAUCAGAACAGAUGGCGCGAAGCGGGUUCUCACCGUGACUGAAAUGACUAAGGAAGAUGAAGGAGAAUACAGCUGUGAAUGUAGAAAUGAUAAGACAUCUGCUAAAGUCUCCUCUAAAGCACCGAGACAAGUGAGGCUGACUACCAAACUGAACAAUGUGGCCGCAACGGAGGGGAAAGAUGCCAUUUUCAAAUGCACCGUCACUCCUGCGGACGUCAGUGUUAAAUGGUUCCACAACAGCAUACCCGUCACCGCUGGACCCAAGUACAAGAUCGAGCACGGAGGCAACAGCCGCUCACUUACCAUCACUGCGGUCACUCAGAAAGACACAGGAGAGAUUAGCAUUGACGCAGAAGGCAAAAGCUGCAAAGCCACCCUUCAAGUGCAACACGAACCUGUGAUGUUUAAGAAGAAGCUAGAAAACUUAACAGCGGUGGAGCAAAGUGAAGUGAAACUGGAAGUGGAGCUCAGUAAGGCGUCAGGGGAGGUCAGGUGGAUGAAGAAUAGCGUAGUGCUGCAGCCAGCAGGAAACAUGGAGAUUCGUGUAGAUGGAGCUAAACAGGCUCUGGUCUUCAAGAGUGUGACUUCCGCUGACCGUGGCAUCUACUCUUGUGAAACUCUGGAUGACAAGACCCAGGCCAAGCUCACCGUGGAGAUGAAGAAGAUUCAGGUUACAAAGGGUCUUUCAGAAACCAAGGCUCAUGAAGCCGAGACAGUAACUCUUGAGGUAGAGCUCAGUCAGGCCGACGUUGAAGGCUCCUGGAGUAGAGAUGGGGCCAAGUUAAAGUCAGGACCGAACUGCCGCAUCACAACUCUGGGAAAGAAGCACGCCUUGACUUUGUCCAGUCUCAAGAGGGAGGAUGCUGGAACGAUUUCCUUCCAGGCGGAGGGAGUCCACACUUCUUGCAAACUGAUUGUGACAGAACCUCCUGCCAUGAUCUCCAACCCCAUUGUGGAUGUCACUGUUCCUGAAAAGGAGAAAGUUACUUUUGAAUGUGAAGUGUCCAGAACAAAUGCCGACGUAAAGUGGUUUAAGGAUGAUGUUGAGCUGAAACCGGGAAAAAACUUCGGGAUUCAUUCUUUGGGCCGAAAGCGGAGUUUGGUCAUCAACAAAUGCACACCUGGUGAUGCAGGCACUUACGUCUGUCGGACCACUGAUGACAACACCUCUGCCAAGCUCACUGUUCAUGCCAGAGAUAUCAAGAUUGUGAAGAAGCUUGAGGAUGUGGAGGUGAUGGAGAAGGAAAGUGCUGCAUUUGUUUGUGAAAUCUCACACGAUGAUGUGGAGUGCCAGUGGUACAAAGGAAGUACUAAACUCAAAGUCAGUGAUAACAUCAAGAUGAGACAAGAAGGCAGAACGUAUGUCCUGCUGUUUAAGUCUGUUACCCCUGAAGAUAUAGGUGAGAUUAAAUUUACAGCUGAGAAGGCUUCUUCAACUGCGAAACUGAAAGUGAAAGAGCUGCCUGUCAAGUUUGUGAAGAAGCUCAGGGAUAAGAUAGCGAUGUAUAAGCAUCGUGGUCAUCUUGAGUGCCAAGUUUCACGUGCCAGCGCAAAGGUGAAGUGGUACAAGAACAAGACGGAGAUCAAACCCAGCGACAAGUACGAGAUCAAGAGUGAAGACGUGUACCGGAAGCUCACCAUCAACGAUGUGGACGCCGGGGAUGAAGACACGUAUACCUGCGACGCCACUGAUGACAAGACAUCCUGUAAACUGCUUGUGGAAGAGCAGUCCAUUAGCAUUGUGCGGGAACUUAGUCCAGUAGAAGUGACAGAACCCUUUGCAGCUGUUUUUGAAGUUGAAAUCAGUAUGGAGCUGGUGAAGCCUCCUAUAUGGACCUUGAGUGGAUUUGCUGUUCAGGAGGGCGCCGAUGUUGAGAUGGAGAAAGAAGGCACGAUGCACCGUCUUACCUUCAAGAAGACCAAAGCGUCGAUGACGGGGCCUGUGCAGUUUACGGCUGGAAAGAGCAAAUCUUUAGCCCAGCUCACAGUCAAAGAGCGCCCGCUUGAGGUUGCAGAGCCCAUCAAAGAUGUAAAGGCGAAGGAGAAAAGCUCAGCCAUACUCAGCUGCAAAUUCUCUGCCCCACCCAAAGACGUCAAAUGGUUCAAAGAUCAGGUAUCUCUGACGGCAUCAGACAAGUACAACAUAAAGCAAGAUGCAACAAGGGCCCAAAUUACCAUUCAAAGGUUGACUGAGGAGGACAGUGGAGAGUAUCGCUGUCAGUCCGGACCUGCUGAGACCAAAGGCAAACUUACUGUUGAAGUUCGUGACAUUAAGAUCACCAAACACUUGGCUGACACAGAGGUUGAUGAGGACAGCGAUGCGGUGCUUGUUUGUGAGAUCAACUAUCCAGAUGAAGAGGUGCAGUGGCUCUUGAAUGACAAGGUGCUGUUCACUAAUGAAGUCAACACCAUCACUCAUGAGGGGAAAGUUCACAAGCUCACACUGAAGAACUUGGCACCUCAGGAUGGGGGCACCAUCACCUUUCAAGUCCGCAAGGUGAAGGAGUCAGUCACACUAAAGGUUAAAGAGAAGCGUGCUGUGUUCCUCAAGUCUCUUGAUGAUGUCAUUGGAGAAGAGAAAGGCAUGAUAACUCUGGCUUGUGAGGCAUCCAAGCCAAGGGUUUCCCCCACAUGGAGAAAAGAAGGUAAAGUCUUAAAAGCAGGACCAAAAUAUGAGCUCCUUCACACAGGCAAGUCUUUGGGGCUUAUCAUCAAGGAUGCUACCAAAGAAGACGCCGGAGAGUACAGUUGUGAUCUCGGCACAGAGGUUUCUAAGGCAAAGGUCACUGUCAGAGAAAUUGGUAUCGGAAUCACUAAAUGGCUGAAAUCAGCUGAGGUGAACGAGGGAGAGACGUGCAGCUUUGAGUGCAUCCUGUCCCGUGAGAGCACAGAUGAAUGCUCCUGGGCCAUUAAUGGCAAAACUAUUACAAAUGGAGGCCGCUUCAAGAUCUCUAGUAAAGGACGCAAGUACAUGCUGACUAUUAACAGUGUCACCCCCGCUGAUGCCGGUGAAGUAGUCUUCAACAUUAAGGACCUGAGCUCUAAAACUACUUUAACAGUUGAAGGCAAGGCUUCAUCUCUUUUAAAGGAACUACAGAAUAUUAGUGUCGUUCGAGGUGAAGAUGCCGUGUUUACCUGUGAAGUGACGCAGGCUAGUUCCACUGUAACGUGGACCAAGGAAGGCAAAGUCAUCAAAAAGAGCCAGAAGUAUGAGAUCAGCCAACAGGAUAAGAUUAUGAAGCUGACCAUCCAUAGUGUGUGUGCUCAAGACUCCGGAGAGUACAGUUGUGAAGUUGUUGGAGGUGCAACCACCAAAGCUAACCUGGAAAUCAAGGAGCCAAUCCAUAAUUUCACCAAAGCGCUAAAAGACAGCCAAGCAGAUGAGAACAGCUCUCUGACCUUACAAUGUGAGACGGCACAAACUCCAUCCACGGUGGUGUGGCUCAAAGGCCACACGGAGCUCAGAGCCGGAGGUCGAUACGAGAUGUCCCAGAAGGAGUGUGUCUUAACUCUCACCAUCAAACAUCUGGAAGAGAAAGAUACCGACAUCUACACUUGCGACGUGGGCACUGCCAAGAGCAUGGCUAAGGUGACUGUUAAAGCAUUGCCACCAACCUUCACACAGAAGUUGAAGAACCAGGAAGCGGAGGAAGGAGCAACCAUUACUUUGCUCUGUGAGCUCUCUAAACCUGGAGUCCCAGUGGAGUGGAAGAAAGGAACACAGGCCCUGAAGUCUGGGGAGAAGUAUCAGAUGAAGCAGAACGCCUCUGUCAAUGAACUCCUGAUCAACAAGGUGGUGCCAGAAGACAGUGGAGACUACACCUGUGUGUGUGGAGACCAGAAGACUACAGCCAGCAUCAAUAUAAAGGCCCAACCAGUGACCUUCACACAGAAGUUGAAGAACCAGGAAGCUGAGGAAGGAGGAACCAUUACUUUGCUCUGUGAGCUCUCUAAACCUGGAGUCACAGUGGAGUGGAAGAAGGGAACACAGGUCCUGAAGUCUGGAGAGAAGUAUCAGAUGAAGCAGAAGGCCUCUGUCAAUGAACUCCUGAUCAACAAGGUGGUGCCAGAAGACAGUGGAGACUACACCUGUUUGUUUGGAGACCAGAAGACUACAGCCAGCAUCAAUAUAAAGGCCCAACCAGUGACCUUCACACAGAAGUUGAAGAACCAGGAAGCUGAGGAAGGAGCAACCAUUACUUUGCUCUGUGAGCUCUCUAAACCUGGAGUCACUGUUGAGUGGAAGAAGGGAACACAGGCCCUGAAGUCUGGAGAGAAGUAUCAGAUGAAGCAGAAGGCCUCUGUCAAUGAACUCCUGAUCAACAAAGUUGUGCCAGAAGACAGUGGAGACUACACGUGUGUGUGUGGAGACCAGAAGACUACAGCCAGCAUCAACGUGAAGGCCCAACCAGUGACCUUCACACAGAAGUUGAAGAACCAGGAAGCUGAGGAAGGAGGAACCAUUACUUUGCUCUGUGAGCUCUCUAAACCUGGAGUCACAGUGGAGUGGAAGAAGGGAACACAGGUCCUGAAGUCUGGAGAGAAGUAUCAGAUGAAGCAGAAGGCCUCUGUCAAUGAGCUCCUGAUCAACAAGGUGGUGCCAGAAGACAGUGGAGACUACACCUGUUUGUUUGGAGACCAGAAGACUACAGCCAGCAUCAAUAUAAAGGCCCAACCAGUGACCUUCACACAGAAGUUGAAGAACCAGGAAGCUGAGGAAGGAGCAACCAUUACUUUGCUCUGUGAGCUCUCUAAACCUGGAGUCACAGUGGAGUGGAAGAAGGGAACACAGGCUCUGAAGUCUGGAGAGAAGUAUCAGAUGAAGCAGAACGCCUCUGUCAAUGAACUCCUGAUCAACAAGGUGGUGCCAGAAGACAGUGGAGACUACACCUGUGUGUUUGGAGACCAGAAGACUACAGCCAGCAUCAACGUGAAGGCCCAACCAGUGACCUUCACACAAAAGUUGGAGAAGCAGGAAGCUGAGGAAGGAGCAACCAUUACUUUGCUCUGUGAGCUCUCUAAACCUGGAGUCACAGUGGAGUGGAAGAAGGGAACACAGGUCCUUAAGUCUGGAGAGAAGUAUCAGAUGAAGCAGAAGGCCUCUGUCAAUGAACUCCUGAUCAACAAGGUGGUGCCAGAAGACAGUGGAGACUACACCUGUGUGUGUGGAGACCAGAAGACUACAGCCAGCAUCAAUAUAAAGGCCCAACCAGUGACCUUCAAACAGAAGUUGGAGAACCAGGAGGCUGAGGAGGGAGCUGAAGUUGUUCUGCGCUGUGAGCUCUCUAAACCUGGAGUCCCAGUGGAGUGGAAGAAGGGAACACAGGCCCUGAAGUCUGGGGAGAAGUAUCAGAUGAAGCAGAAGGCCUCUGUCAAUGAACUCCUGAUCAACAAGGUGGUGCCAAAAGACAGUGGAGACUACAGCUGUGUGUGUGGAGACCAGAAGACUACAGCCAGCAUCAAUAUAAAGGCUGCUAAACAAGAAACCCAAAGGCAGGGGACCAAAGAACCAGCUGAAGUUACAGCAGAGGUGUCGGCGGCUUCCGCAGUGACCAACAAAGGUGAAGCAGAGAAGCAGGAAUCCAGAAAGACAGAUGAAGCUCUCCCAGUUGUUUUCACAAGAGCGUUGGAAAGCCAAACAGUCGAUGAGGGCGACAAUGUCACAUUACAAUGUGAGCUUUCCAAACCUGGUGUUCCUCUGGAGUGGAGGAAAGGAGAACUUGGUCUUUGCCCAUGUGCCAAGUAUCAAAUUAGUCAAACAGGAUGCCUGGCUUCACUAGUAAUCAAUGACGUUGACCCAGAGGAUUCUGGGAGUUACACAUGUGCCACUGGUGACCAGGAAAGCACUGCACAACUAGCUGUGAAGGCCCAGCCUGUCCUUUUCAAAACCCAGCUGCAGAACCUUGAAAGACAGGCCGGGGACUCUGCUAGUCUUCGUUGUGAAACCACAAAGCCGGGAGCCAUUGUGGUCUGGAGGUGUGGGGAUAGAGUGCUAACAUCCAGCAGCAAGUAUCACCUGAAGCAGGAAGGGACUGUAGUUGAGCUUGUCAUCUACAAGCUGCAGGGAACUGAUGCAGGAGAAUACUCCUGCGAUACCGGCAGCCAGAGGACGUCUGCUGUCCUCACUGUGCAUGAGGUUGAGGUAAAUAUACUGAAAUUCUUGGAGAGCUGCGUUGUGUACGAGGGUGAAGACGUCCACUUUGAAUGUCUGGUUUCUCAUGAGGAGACACCUCUGACUCAGUGGAAACUCCAGGAUGUUCCACUGCAGAAUAAUGAAAUGAACCUGAUCAGGACCGAGGGCCGGGUGCACAGCCUCACCCUCAGAGGUGUCACUGCAGCCGACUCAGGAACAGUCACUUUCACUGUGGGAAACCACACUUCCACUGCUUCUCUGACGGUCAGAGCCGCACCUGUAUUGUUCAAGAAGGAGCUGGAAAGUCAAGAGGCCACUGAAGGAGGUGAAGCAUCAUUGUCCUGUGAGACAUCCAGCCCUGAUUGCAAGGUGACCUGGCGCAGGGGCUCAACAGUACUCACCCAUGGACAGAAGUACUCCAUGGAGCAGAAAGCUACCACGCACAUCCUCGUUAUACACAAACUGGUCAUGGAGGACUGUGGAGAGUAUACCUGUGAUACAGGUGACAAGAAAACCACUGCUACCCUGACCGUAAAAGAGCAUGUGCGCAUCAUCCGAGAACUCUGCGAUAUUACUGUGACCACUGGGCAGGAUGCCGUCUUUGAGGUUGAGCUGUCACACUCAGGCGUCACCAAUGGACAAUGGUGGCUUGGGGACAACCUCCUUCAAAAUAAUGAUCUGAAUCAAAUGAGUAGCCAGGGCAGAGUACACCGUUUGGUCCUGAAGAUGGUAACCACAGAUGAAUCAGGGGAUGUUGCCUUCGUAGUGGGAGAGGAGAAGAGUGUGGCCUGCCUCAUGGUGGAGGAGAAACCCAAAGUGCUAAUAUUAGAGAAGCCGCACAGCACUGCGGCAUUAGAGGGUGAGACUGUCACUCUUGCGUGCACCAUCUCUGACCCCAACGCCAAAGUCACCUGGACCAGAAACAACGUGGUCAUCAAUGCAGGUCUCAAGUACGACCUGAAGAAGAACGCAGCCUUCCACCAGCUUCGUAUCCACAACCUGGUGCCUGAGGACUCAGGAUCGUACACCUGUGACACUGGAGAUGAACAGUGCGAUGUCACAUUAACAGUGGAAGGUGCCCCAGUGUUCUUCCAGAAAGAGCUUAAAAGCCAGGAUGCCAUAGAGGGUGAUGAUAUUACCAUGCAGUGUGAGUUGUCUAAGCCAGGUGUUCGUGUUGAGUGGAGGAAGGGAGGCAUCGUCCUCCAGUCCAGUAAGAAGUAUGAUAUCACUCAGAAAGGGUGCGUUCAUGAGCUCAGUAUACGGAAUCUGGAGCCUGAAGACAGCGGCUACUACACCUGUGAUGCAGGAGAACAGCUCACUACAGCUUCUUUGGCAGUGCAAGUGAAAGAAGUCUUCAUUGUUUCUGGUCUUAAGACCACAGACGUCUUUGUUGGGGAAUGGGCAACUUUCUCCUGCCAGCUGUCUGGUAGGGCACCUGGCAAGGUGCAGUGGUGGAUGGAUGGCACCUUGCUGGAGGACAGCCCUUUAAGUGAAAUAGGGCUCAGCGAAGGUCACAUCCACACACUCACGUUAAAAAACCUGGCCACAGACGACUCUGGCACUGUCACCUUCAAAGCUGGCAGUUUAACGUCAACAGCCAAGCUUUUAGUCAAAGAUCCCACAGUUGAAGUGGUGAGUGAGAUGGAGGACCUUCGGGUGCUUGAAAACCAACCGGCCGAGUUCAUCUGCCAGUAUUCAAGGCCAGUCAAGGCUCAGUGGAAGAAAGACGGGCAGCCUUUGCAGCCUGAUGGCCGAAGGGUGGUAGUGGAGCAGGACUGGAAUGUGGCUCGCUUGUACAUUAGCCGUGUGUCCGCUGAGGACAGGGGCACAUACUCCUGUGAGGCAGAUGGCACCUGUGUGGUCGCUUCACUUCAUGUGGAAGAUAAACCCAUUACCAUCGUCCAGGGCCUGGAGAAUAUGGAAACCUUCGAUGGAGGUGAAGCGCUGUUUGAAUGUGCCCUCUCUCGCCCAGAGAACAAAGACUGCUGUUGGCUUCUUGAUGGGAAACCAGUGAAAGAAUCACCUAAUGCUGAGAUAGUGUCAUUUGAGAGUGGUCGUCGCCACCUGCUCCUGCUGAAAGACUUGCAUACUAAGGACAGUUGCACAGUGACCUUUAAAGCUGGCACAGCUUCCACGUCUGCCCAGCUCUCUGUGAAAGGCUGGCAACUGGACAUCGUGAAGGGUUUGGAGGACAAAGUGGCUGCAGUGGGAGAAAAGGUUGAGUUUUGCGUUGAGCUGACUGAGCCUGUCCCUGUAGCAGAAGUGACCUGGUAUACUAAUGGAGUUGAGCUGAAGCCCAGUGACCUCUGGGGUAUGAGGGCUGAUGGCUGCUCUUAUCGCCUUGUCCUGAGGCAGGCACCUCUUUUGCCCCAGCAGGAAAUUACAUUUGCGGCAAGAGAUGCUCUCUCUUUGGCCAAGCUCACCAUCAUCACUGUACCAGAUCCUCCAGAGGACCCAGAGGUCCUCAGUAAGACUCAACAAUCCGUCACUCUCUCUUGGUUCACUCCUCUUCAUGAUGGAGGCAGUCCCAUUCUGGGCUACAGGGUGGAGAUGAGGCUGGUGGACAGUGCCCUCUGGCUUCCAUGUCACUCUGAGCCUGUGUGUAACACAGAAUUUGUGGCUGAAAAUCUCACCCCAGGCGGUGGCUACAGAUUUAGAGUAGCAGCCAUCAACAGAGCUGGGACUGGGGAGCCUGUUGAGCUUCCUCUGACUGUGCAGCUUGAGGUGCCUGCACAGCCAUUCAUUUGCCCAGAUACAAAACAGGAAGCGGUUGAGACAUUUGGACAGCCCAGUCUGCCUCCUGAAGCUGCAGAAGAAGGUGACCUCCAUGAGCUGUGGGAAGCAUCAGCAAAGAAACGGCGCAUGAGUCGAGAGCCCACUCUCGACUCCAUCACUGAACAGCCUGAGGAGGACGGUAAAGGUCUUAAGAAAAAAUCCGAACAGAAGGAGCUUACGUCAGAGAAAGUGGAAAUAAAAACAGUUGAAAAGCAGCAGACCAGUGUGUCUAAGAAGCAGACAGAAUCCAACUUGGUAACCAGCUCUGAGGAUGAAACUGUUUCUGGGGGUCCAACACUUGUGUCCUACCUCAAAAAGAGCAGCAAGACUGCUGUCACUGCGACCAAUGAGUCAGAGACUCUGACUGCUGAGAGGUUCUUUGCACAUUUCCAGAAGGUUGAGGAGACAACAGUGCAGAAGACCGAGGUGAAAACAACCACAAUUCAGCAAACACAUGAAAAACUGGUGUCUUCAGAAGAGACUGGUACCAUGGAGAUCAGUAAAGAGGAUGAGCCGGAGCUCAGAGAUGCUGCCAUUAAAAUUCAAGCUGCCUUCAAGGGGUACAAGGCUCGCAAGGACAUGCGUCCGGUCUUUAAAGACGUCUUCAAAGACCAGACGAAAGAACCUAAUGGCACCAUACAUCUUGAAUGUGUCACUGAGGGUAAACCUGACAAAGUGCGCUGGAUGAAAGAUGGCGAACUACUGACAGAUGGCAAGCAUCAUCAUAUUGACAUCUACAAUGAUGGUACCUGCUCUCUAGUCAUUACUGCCAUCACCACCAAGGACACAGGGGUUUACACUUGUGAGGUGACCAACAAGUUUGGAGUAUCCUCCCAUAGUGGAAAAGUGACCGUAGGAACAGUGAGAGAAUCAUCAGGGCGGCGUCCACUGACUGUGGGCUACAGUGCAGACAGUGAGCCCGAGAGCUCCUCUGGUAGCGAGAUGGAUGACUCACUGAGGCAGGCAAGCAGACGCCUCAGGCGUCUGUGGCGCACUCGUCUGCCACCAGAUGUUGAGGAGGAAACAUUUUUGAGUGCAGAUGAAGGAGACUUCCGUCCCCCAGAUCCCCACACGUACCGCGAGGAUGAAAAUUACAUCUACAUUCGAUUUGAUUCACGGAUGGAGGCUGAGGUUGCCUCUAAGAGGUUCCAGGAGAUGUUUACAGUCCAUGGGAUCCCUGUGGAAACCACCAUUUUAUCAGCAGGGCCUUUCAAAGUGGAGCUGCGUAUCAGAAAGACAGGCUACGCAGAAGAUGGCACACAGACCCCUACACAAGAUAAACCAGGUUCCUCUUUCAUGACUGGAGCAGCAGCUACAAAGUCAGCAAUGUUCUAGAUUUAUUAUCCAGUCCAGUUUUGAUGGUUGUGGAUUGGCAAAUCGCCACCCCCUCCCACGGUUCGCUGGUAUAAGGAUGGCAAACUUCUGGAGGAGAAUGACCAUUACAUGAUCAAUGAAGACCAGGAAGGCUGCCACCAACUCAUCAUAACCUCUGUAUUGCCCACUGACAUGGGUGUCUAUCGCUGCACGGCGGAAAACAGCGGUGGCAUUGCAGCCACUAAAGCUGAACUUAGAGUUGACAUGUCUUGCAGCUCAGAUUAUGACACAGCUGCUGAUGCCACUGAGACAUCUUCCUAUGUCAGUGCCAAGGGUUAUAUGUCCAGGGAAACCGAGACCUUUGAGUCUGUCGCAGAAGAUGAUCAGCUACCACAGGUUGUGGAGGAGCUUCAUGAUCUUCAUGUCAGUCCAGGUUCACCUAUGGCCAAGAUGCAGCUGAAAGUGAAGGGUUUCCCCAAACCCAGAGUGUACUGGUUCAAAGAUAGCCACCCUCUCCGACCUUCAGAAAGGAUUCUGUUGUCAGCAGAGAGUGACGUUCAUGCCGUGGAGAUCCUGGAGGUGAAAAAGGACGACAUGGGAGAAUACUCUGCUUACAUCAGCAAUGCAGCCGGAUCUGCCUACUCCUCCGCCCGGCUGAUAGUGCUGAGACCAGGGGAGAGGAUGCCACAAGAUAAAAGAGACUCCAAGGAGCCCCUGGUACCACCGCGCUUCCUUGAGAGGUUUAGCAACAGGAAGGUGAAACAAGGAGCAAGCAUCACUCUGUCUGUCAAAGUAGAAGGGUCUCCUACACCUAUGGUCUCCUGGCUGAAGGAGGAAUCGCUGCAGGAUGUCCUGUGGAUCAAGCCUGAUACGAAGGGAUACAAAAUAGCAAGUUCUGGGCGCCAGCACAGCCUCAUUUUGAUGGAUGUAGGCAGGGAGUACACAGGAGCCUACACCUGCAUUGCCACAAACAGAGCAGGCCAGUCCAUCUGCACCGCCCACCUCGAGGUGGAUGACAUACUACAGACAAAGAAAGAGACCAAAGCCUCAGAGGUUCUUGGGAUUUCAGUCAGUCCUCCAGAAGAUGAAGCUAGUAGAGGGAAUGAGGGUAAAAUACCUUACCUAGGUGAAGUAGGUACAGAGGAAUUCCUCAUGAAACUCACCUCUCAGAUCACUGAAAUGGUAUCAGCCAAAAUCACCCAAGACAAUUUACAGAAUCACGAAGUGCUCCAGUGGAUGAAAUCUUGGCCCAAAACUACCACGUCAUUACGCGUACCAGGUGUUGACAGCGACGAUGAGACCAAGACGCCGUCUCCUUCGCCUCAUCACGGCCGCUCACGUCCGCCCUCCCUCAUUGCUGACUCCUCCUCUGAGUCUGAUGAAGGGGAUGCUCGGGGAGAGAUGUUUGACAUCUAUGUGGCCACAGCUGACUACAACCCCAUCGUGCCUAGCAAGGAUUCCAUCUCUCUAAAGGAAGGACAGUAUGUUGAGGUUUUGGACUCGGCUCACCCGCUCAAGUGGUUAGUCCGGACCAAACCCACCAAAACGACACCAUCUCGACAAGGCUGGGUUUCACCUGCCUACCUAGACAAAAAACUCAAACUCUCUGCUGAUACGGCUGAGCUUCCAGAAACGAGCGUGGAGACGGUGUCUGAAGGAGAAUACAAGAAAAAAUUAUGCCAGUUGAUCCAGGAGUUGACAAAUGGAGAAUCAGAGUUUGUCAAGGAGACAGAUUUCUUUACUUCACAUCACCUGAAGCACGCAGACAGCCCUGAUGCACCGCCUGACGUCACAAGCCAGAAGGACGCCAUCUUUAGAAACAUUGAUGACAUCAAGUCUUUCCAUAGCAAGGCAUUCCUCCCGAAGCUGAGUGACUGUGACACGGAUGAUGAUGUUGCCAUGUGUUUCCUGAAGAACAAGGAGGGCUUUGAAAAGUACCUGCAGUAUCUUGUAGGUCAGAGUCUGGCUGAAUCUGCUGUGAGUGACAAGACUGUCCACCACUUCUUCAAGGAGUACACUGAGAAGGAGCAGGCCAGCGCAGACCCUGCAGGUCCUCCUGUACGAAGCAUCAACGCCUACCUGCAGCAACCACUGGAGAGGAUUCAGAAGUACAAGGCCAUCCUCAAGGAGCUCAUUCGAAACAAGGCGAGAAACGGCCAGAACUGCUGCCUGCUGGAGGAAGCUUACGCGAUGGUGUCUGGGCUCCCUCAGCGCUCUGAGAAUACCCACCACGUCUCCAUGAUUGAGAACUAUCCCGCCACACUGGAAGUCCUCGGAGAGCCAAUUAGACAGGGACCUUUCCAAGUGUGGGAGGGUGCUCCAGGAAUCAGGACGUCCUCUAGAGGUCACCACCGUCAUGUCUUCCUCUUUAGGAACUACUGUAUAAUCUGCAAACCCAAGAGAGACAGCAACACUGAUACACAAGCAUACGUUUUCAAGAACAUGAUGAAGCUGAAUAACAUUGACGUGAAUGAGACGGUGGAGGGUGAUGACCGUGCCUUUGAGAUCUGGCAUGAACGCGAGGACUCUGUGAGGAAAUACACUUUACAGGCCCGAACUGUUACCAUCAAGAACUCGUGGCUGAGAGACCUCCGAGAGCUGCAGCAGCGAUACUGCAUGCCUGCCUGGAGUGCCCCAGAUUUUGAUGAAAUUCUGGCAAACUGCACUGCAGAGCUGGGCCAGACGGUUAAGCUGGCCUGCAAGGUCACUGGUGUACCCAAACCCGUGGUCACAUGGUACAAGGAUGGGCGCACAGUGGAGGCAGAUCCUCAUCACAUCAUUAUCGAGGACCCCGACGGUUCGUGCACGCUGAUCCUGGACAACAUGACUGCAGAUGAUUCUGGCCAGUACAUGUGCUUUGCCACAAGCCCAGCUGGCAAUGCCAGCACUCUUGGAAAGAUUACCGUUCAAGUCCCUCCGCGUUUUGUGAAUAAAAUGAAGAACGCUAUCUUUGUUGCUGGUGAGGAUGCUCAGUUCACUUGUGUAAUACAAAGUGCCCCCAACCCCAAGAUAAGGUGGUUUAAGGACAGCAGGCUGCUGACCGACCAGGAGAAGUAUCAGACCUACAGUGAGCUCCGGAGCGGAGUUCUGGUCCUGAUAAUAAAGAACCUCACAGAGAGAGACCUCGGACACUACGAGUGUGAGCUGUCCAACCGCCUGGGCAAUGCCAAGUGUGCUGCUGAUUUAGUCCGACCCUCUGCCUUGGCUCGCACCGGUGAGCAGGCUAUCACCAUAGAAGUUACCGAGCAGGAGACUAAAAUACCAAAGAAAACCAUUAUAAUUGAAGAGACCAUAACCACUGUGGUGAAGAACCCACGCAUGAGGAGGCACAGAUCCCCCGGCUUCACUCUUGCUGGUCCCCACCGCUCUGAGACUUCCACGCCUGAGCCUCCCACAGCCAGGCCGAGGAGGAUGCCCGCCCAAAGGAAGACCACCAUCCCAACCCUGUAUGUCACUCAGCCUGAGGGAGCCGAGGCCAGGGUGACGGAGAGCAAGCCAAUGUGGGUGGAAGUAGAGGAGGUCAUUGAGUAUAAGGUCAACAAGUCUCCCAGGAUGCCCAGGAGGAGAGGAAUCUCACCGGCGGGGUCUGAUCGCGCAGCCACUCCCUUGAGACCCAAAAGGUCUCAGCUGGAAAACCCAAACGCUAACAAUUCCAACAACAAGCUGGUGGAUCAAGCUCAAGCCCAACUGCAGGGGGACAUCAGCAGCCAGCCGCUGUCCUGGGAGGAAGAGGCUGGUGACGUCGCUGCCUCUGCAUCUGGAGAACCUCACGAGCUCUCCUCUGUCCUUACCCCAGCCGGAGAAGACAGCGACGACCUGGACGAUCAGCAAACUGUCAUCUUUGAACCCAGCGACGACGAGGGCGAAUGCGAUCUCAUCAGAAAACAAGACCCUAUCGUCCUGAAAAAGGGAGAUCACGUUUUGACGCUGGAGGACUUGGAGGACUACGUCCCAGGAGAAGGGGAGACUUACGGCUCCUCGUCCGCCCAGAAUGUCCCUGAGGAAAAGCCCUGCGAGAUCUCUGUGCUCCAGAGGGAGAUCGGAGGCUCCACGGUGGGACAACCGGUGCUCCUCAACGUGGGGCGGCCGGACGUGGUGCCGAGGCCGAGGGGCGGCUUCUUCAGCCGCUUCAGGGAGAACCUCCCCAGCGGCCUCUUCUCGUCUUCCGUCCCGCAAGCCAGCGCGGCCCGGUCCAGGACGGAGAGGAACGUCCCCAUCCAAGUGAGCCAUGCGAAGCUGGAGGUGAAGCCGUCGUACUGUUCGGAGGUGCAGAGAGUCGAAGGUGGGCAGCGGAACUUUAAAACCAAAGUGUCGACGCAGACCUACGGUUACACAUCGGUUGGCAAUCCUGUCACUCUUCAGAUAAGAGAUAAUCUCUAUCAGAACCAAUAAGAGCUCAUUCAAUUAGGUAUCACACAACCCUCUUAGUCUUAAAUGGAGACAUUUCUUCUGACAUGAGUAAAAUAAUAAAGAAAUUCUGAUCUAAGGUACAUUAUCUACAUUUGACAAACCAUUCCAUGUUAAAGCUGCCAGUCAGAAAUAGACUCAUCCCGAGUCGUUUCUGGACAAAUGGUUGGAGUCAGAUGGUCACUUGAGACUUUACACGAGUCGGAUGCUGUAGAGAUAAUUAUGUCACUGUAAGCAGUUUUCAGUCCAGUACUGCUAAAUUAUAAACUGCUGCAUGACAUAUACAGCAUGUAUUGCAUAGUAUAUGUUUUACUGAAAAACAGUUUCACCAUCUGAGUUGAAUCUCGUAAAAGAUGGUUCAUUUUCAGCUGUAUCUUCACAAAAUGAUGAAUUUGACUCGCCGACAUUUACUGAUCCAGACAUUAUCUUUAGUGACGACUCUUGCUAUAUACAUAGAUUUUUACAAUACACACCGGUAUUUGUAUUUGUUCUGUUUCUUUUGUACCUUUCACGGAGUGUUGUUUCUUUCUGACACGGAAACGCUGCAGCAAAUGAAGCGAUAAGCGCACGAUUCUAUUUCAGUGCCGCUUUAACUUAAUUUUAAUGAGCAACACUAAUUAUAACCUUGACAACAAAACCGCGGCGACUGUUGUGGUCCCUGAAUUUGUUGUUUAACCAGAGCUGUGCGAUCAGAUUAUCUCUGCUGCACCAGUAGAAAUGAGACACGUCGACGAGAAAGUCAUUCGGUAGGUGAACUGAUGACGAUGUUUUACAUUUUAGGCAUUUAUCAUUGUGAAACAGAUGUACCUGCCAUACCUGAUUUGUUAAUUGGAUUUUGUAUUCAGCUUUUUAGACGUUUGUGUGCCUGUCAAUAGAGUGCAGUCACCUGCAAACUCAGCGACAUCCAUGUGUUAGUGACAGAUAUUUAGACGAGUGGCUGCAUGACCUUGCGUAGAUGUGUUUAUCUGGAGUUGUUGAAAGGAUCAUCUUUGAUUAUGUUUGAUUAAGUUUGUGCUCGGAUAAUUUACUACCUAUUUAAAAAGUGACUAGAAUAACUUAAAGACGUGUGGUGUUUUAAAUGUGUUUCACUCAGUUACAAGGGUUAUGUUAUGAUAUUAAAGCACUAACUGGUUCUACUUGCUUGUACUGUACAUGUGUAGUUUUGGACAAAAAACAUGGUUGAGAACAAAGUGUUGAAUUGAAUAAAUGUACUACCACGACUCAA